AUGCCCCCAUACGAGAGUGCCGGCCCGUUACUUGGCGACGGCCAUGGCCACUACAAAAUUGCUAUUGUAGGAAACAGUGGGACAGGCAAGAGUACCUUGUGCAGGGAUCUCACAGAGGCUCUCAAAAUCCCAGCCCUUUCGCUCGAUCAUGUUCACUGGAACCCAGGGUGGGUUGAAACGCCCAAACCCGAGUUCCGAGAUCAAGUCCAGCAGUUCAUGGACUCCCCCCAGAGGGAUGGAUAA
Messenger RNA from Rhizoctonia solani, 243 nucleotides. Its product is annotated as AAA domain protein. The transcript is spliced from 2 exons. The record is from RefSeq and is a predicted model, not a curated record. The coding region runs from base 1 to 243 and encodes 80 amino acids. NCBI's taxonomy places the organism in Eukaryota, Fungi, Basidiomycota, Agaricomycetes, Cantharellales, Ceratobasidiaceae.